AUGGAGAUCGUGAUUGCUGGAAAAAAGUUCCUGAUAAUUGGGACUUCAACUAAGCAUAUCGUUAACCAAGAAUGUACUGGCUUUAUCUUGACGGUUGAGGACUUUGGUCAGGGUCGAGAUGGUCUUCUUAAUGCAAUCUAUGUUUAUGUGGAAGAGUUGAAGCAGAUGGCAGAGCGCUUCCAAGCUGCGAUUUGCAACCUUGGUAAUGCUCAUGCGCAUACGGACAUGACCGAUCUCAUUAGCCCUCGCUAUCAGAUCACCAUGGAUGGCAAACAGGCUGCUCGGCUCGUCCGUGAAAUUAAGGUCGACUAUCUUGUUCCAAUGCAUUAUGAUUCGUGGCAUCACUCAACGCAGUUUGGAAAAGAGCUGCGUCAGGUUUUCCAGGAAGAAGGAAUCAACGACCAGAUAAGUUUUUGGAAAGGAACAGAUGAUUCGGCAGCCCGUGACCUCAAGCACGUGGCCUCAGCCCCAGUGGGCUCUUUCCAACCCUCUUCUUCCUCGUCCUCUUCCCCAACUUGUCCAUAG
Molecule: messenger RNA, 525 nt
Organism: Aspergillus niger
Lineage: Eukaryota; Fungi; Ascomycota; Eurotiomycetes; Eurotiales; Aspergillaceae
Exons: 2
Coding region: 1-525 (174 amino acids)
Source: RefSeq, a predicted model, not a curated record